Molecule: messenger RNA, 3198 nt
Organism: Topomyia yanbarensis
Lineage: Eukaryota; Metazoa; Arthropoda; Insecta; Diptera; Culicidae
Exons: 5
Coding region: 1416-2444 (342 amino acids)
Source: RefSeq, a predicted model, not a curated record
UAACUCGAGUCCCUGCGAAGUGUAGUUCGCCCAGCAAGGGUUAUAGUAUCGCGAACGCUUGACACGUAAAGACCUAACUAAAACCUAGUCCGUCCUGACACAGCUGCAGAGUGUUGGGAAGAAGUAGAAAACAGGGUAGAAAAUUUAAGAAUCCUAUGAAAAAAUCUAAAUCAGUCUUUGUUUUUCGAAAACAGGCUGGCCUUUGAAUGUAUUCAUGUGUUUAAGAUUAAAUCUGCUGAUUGCGACAAGAGGAAUUAGGUUUCGGUAGUAUAAUGCAAAACCUGUGUGAUUAGUUUUAGAUAACACUAAGUGAGGAUCUAAUUUGUAUCUCCGAUAGAGUUGAUUCGACGGGCUUUCAUCAACGCUGUCCUAAGUAGAAAAGUGCACAUCGUGAAAUUACAUCACUAAAAUUUAAGUUAGUAGGAAUUGUGGGCUUUGCAAAUACUGAACCCUACCAAAGUGAAAAAUAUAUGGUUAAUGUUCUACUUAUACUCCGCAUAAGCAGUAUAAACCAGAUUCUGUAGGUAGUGUGAUGCGAUUCACUACGACUUGAAAAGAAAUAUUCUGGGAUUUACCGAAAAGGACACAUGCGCCACGUAAAAAACGUGCUGUGACCAACAAAACUAGCGUAAAAUAGAUUACAGGCUGUGCUUGAAAGGAUCGGAUAUAAAACUAGGAUUUACUGAAACACACAAGCAUCCCCCAGUGAAGAAGUGCUCGUCACCAAUUCAAAGAUAAACAUAGACAGCGCAACGGACAAAAUGAAGAAACGUGACACCGAUUUAUGACUCGUAAAAACCAGAUCGGGAGGCUGUAAAAUCAAAGUGACGACUCGUUGUCUACCGGCUGCUUCGACCGUCACAACAUACAGCCUAACACCACCGAUUGUAGCACCCCCUUACACGCCGGCAACGACCAACAAAACUGCUGUCACGUUCGAACUCGGAGCGGAAGGCGGGGCCAUUACCAACACAAAAAUUCAUAACCAAUCACACAUCCUAUCUGACACUGCCACCCCGUUCGAUUAUCGUGGCAAUCCGGAAAACAGCCAUCACCAUAGCUCAAUCAAGGACUCGGGCAUUGAUAUCAACGCCACGAAUCCAGACACAACGGCCACCGUGGACCGCCAAACGACAGAUUACACUAGGAACAAAUCAACAACACGUAGUUGGCCGGUAAUACACCGGAACAACUCAUGCCGAUAUCAGCUGCAGCCGUCGACUCAUAACCAUCGGCGGCAACAAUCACACCAGUAUUACCAAUAUGAUUAUGACGCCCUAACCAACGUAAAUUGUUCAUCAAAUGAUACCAACAACAACAUCAGUUACAACUCGAACGAAGAUUAUCUAGGCAGUAGCAGUUACGAUAAAUCCCCAAGCAUUGACAGCUAUUAUUAUCCUCAUUACAAACCUAGUAUGCAACAGUCGACCACGGCAAUGACCACAACUGCUAGCCAAGGCGGAACUACCAUUACUUCUACUGCACACCAGACUCAGCCCACCACGACAUGCUGCAUGAUGCCACCACCGAUUCUGUUUCUUUUUUUCACCCUUCUGAUGACAUCCAGUGCGACUGCGAUGCUUUGCGCCGCCAUCAUGACCGACCAUUGGGAACACGUGUCCUGGAACCGGGAACAGCUCGAUAGACUCAGCAACAAGUCCUCGAUUGAGCUGCAGUGGUAUCUCGAUGGACGGGCGGCCAAGUUUUCAGUAUCCGAUGCACACCGGAAAUCGCAGGAUGGCAGAAAUAAAGAAUUGGAACUUCCGCGACGAUACGGAGUGAAAAGCAACAAACCGGCAUUCGACAAACGAGCCAAUGUAUUUCUGGUGCCAAUGAACGGAGGCAUCUGGACGCUGUGCGUCGAUCUGACACCAGAUGAAAUACGAUCGAUGUCGAGCGAUGGCUUCCCGCAAGUCGAUCAGUGUGUUAACUAUCUCGCCGGCAACACUGACAGUACAGCUGUCAAUGAAGAAAAUACUCGUGCCGAAUGGCAACACAGUGAGUUCCAGCCCUCAUUACAUCCACAUUUAAGAAUGCAAAACUUAUCGAUCUCGUGCUCACUGGUGUGCCUUAUAAUACUGGGCAGCGCAGCUCUGGUUGGAGCUUUCGGAGUAUGUCAACGGCAAAUUAGUGCCGUGCUGGUCACCGGAGUGAUGUACCUGUUGGCCGCUUUGUUCGCGCUCUUCACGCUGAUGAUAAUACAUUUCAAGCGCCAGCAAGGACGUCCGCUGUCAGAAAUCGACUAUGGCGUCUCCAUCGAUGGAGUGGUCGCCGUCAAGCCUGACUUCUUGUAUGCACAACCACUUCUGGAUGCAAGGGUCAUCGUUACCGCAUGGAGCCUGGACCUUGGUUGGGGAGGUGUAGUUCUUUGCACCUUUACAUCGUUCCUUUGGAUACUAUUGUCCAAGAUCAUGAGAUUUAAUCCACUCUCGGCGAUGAUUUGAUUAAUUAAAAUCAAAUUCAACAAAGUUGCUGUUUACAAUGUGACAUAAAUCGGUUUGCGGUGCAAUUUUCAUUGGAUCAAUCUUGUUAAUACAUAUAUCAAACAUUGCCAUCAGCUUAAUAUUCACUGUACUAAUUUGAUUUAUAGAUUAGAGCACCUGCAGAGAACGUCCAUUUGAUUAGGACCACUCCAUUCAAUUUACUAUACAAAUUAACAAUAAAGACAUCCAUAAUACAAAUCCAGUACAUACCACCUUCUAGAAUGAACUAUCCAGCAGUGUCGUAUUUGAAGGAUAAAAACAGAACUAAAAGACUUUUACAGACGAAGGUCCACAUUUUGACGUAUUACACGAGAUUUUUUAUAAAUAAUUACUUUCGCUAUACACGAGAACUCAAGCUUUUUGAACGCUAUUAUACUUAAGUGAGCUAUACAUCGGACGUUUUGAAAUGAGCUUUUUACUGCAUACAUAAAAAUAAACCAGAUCAAAAAAACACAAAGUACGACUAUUGCAAUGCUUUCAUUGCUAGAUAUUUUUAUUCAUACGUUUUUUUCUCCUCUGUAUAAAAAUAAAAGAAUUUGGUGGUAGAAGCGCAUUAUCAAACAUAGAGACAAAACAUUGAUUAGAAAAGUUACAACUAUGGUGGUAACUGCAUACAUCAAAAUCCAACAUCAUAGAUUAAAUUUCGUAUUAAUGCUUUGCCUUAUAACAGAUGCAUAUAAAGAUUCACAUUAUAUACAAAUAAAUAACAUUCGCU